This is a messenger RNA of Physcomitrium patens, 2353 nucleotides long. RefSeq lists its product as uncharacterized. Gene Ontology annotation, biological process: endoplasmic reticulum calcium ion homeostasis. Gene Ontology annotation, cellular component: endoplasmic reticulum. The record is from RefSeq and is a predicted model, not a curated record. Gene Ontology annotation, molecular function: calcium ion binding. Lineage: Eukaryota; Viridiplantae; Streptophyta; Bryopsida; Funariales; Funariaceae.
GGAAUCUCGAUUCCAAGUCGCAAAGGAGGGAGGGAGUGAGCGAUAGCAGUGAAGAAGCAUUUCGGAGUAGGGUUUUGAUGAUCGUGGUGGACUCCCUUCCUCCAUCGCAAUCGUGCAUUCCUCGAGGCUCUCUUGUUGUCGUUGUUGUAGCUGUUUACUUGGUGCUGCAUAUGAUGCUCUUCUUGUAAGGGCAGAGUAGAAUGCAGCGAUUGACAGUGUGGAGCCUCUGUAGGUAGGGCUCUUGCACGCUCAUCGAAUUGGAGCAGUAGCGGUGACGAAGAGGAAUCAUCCCUGGAGUUGAUAGCGUCUCGUUUCGUGCGUGCGGUAGGACUCAGAACGGUCUGGUUUGUUUGUUUGAGAAUUUGGUUAGAAAAUUUAGGGAGUUUUUUUUUAUUCCCUUGGCCAUUGAUUUCGCUGGCGGAGUUUUGGUUUCGUUGGUGGUAGUGACCACGGGGAAGAGUGGCCCGAUGGGUUCCAGAUGUUUGUUGUUUCUGGUGUGCUGCAUUUUCGUGAGCUGGGCCGUUAUUGGGACAGCUGUAGUACGAGGGGAGGAGUUUGAGGGGUUCUCGGAGGAUGGACUUGAAAAAGAGGAGCUGGAUGCUCCGUUUGUGGCGCCCGUGAGGUCAACCAAGACGCAGGCCUCGUCGGGAGGUGGUUCGAAUGUCGAUGAGAAUGUUGGUUCGUCCAAGCAAGCGAACAAGAAGGAGGAUGCGCGGAGCUGGAGGAUGGAUUCUAUGGAGUAUUGGGACGAGGACGAGUUCGAAGGAUUGCCUGUGGAGGAAGAGGCGAAGGUAGAGAGCACUCCCGCUGCUUCUGCCGAUAGCUUGGAGGAGAAGGUUUCGGGAACUGAGGAUGCCAAGGAGAAGUCUACCAAGACGCGGAGCCUGUUCUCCCCUUAUUUGGAGGUGUUAGGUGUGAUCUUUUUCUUGAUCUAUGGGGUUGUGUUUUGGUUCGGAAGAAAGGAGAAUGAGAAGAUCGCUCUCGCGUGGGCGACAGAAUUUGCAGGGACGGAUGCCAUUUUAGAGAAGAACUUCAGCAUGAUCGGUUUUGGAGAUAAACCGGAAGCUCCCUCCUUGAUUAAGGAAGGACAGAACACUUUCAAGUUCUACGCCAGUGGCAGAAGGUACUGCGAAUCUCUUAUGGCCACUCUGGUUCUCAAAAAUCGUCAGGAUCUUCUCUGUCGAUUAGUAUACCUCGUCUUUCCUGUCAAGGAUGAAAUCACCUUUCAAAUCAACAUGAACGAAGACGCCAUGGAACCGGUCGUCUUCGCAUUGACUCACAAGAAGAAGGCUAAGGACUCUCAGCGGGAUUUGAAGGAUCUUCAGCAAUUCGCUACAGUUCUCAAUACCCCUUCUAGCCGUAAGUGGGUCUCAGAAGAUCUGGCAGUUAUUAGCGAGUCACGUGAGCUCGCCUACGACCUACUACCCGAACUGCUGUUGGAUCAGGUGUUCGGAGACAAGGCAUUCAAAGCCUAUGCACCCUACUUCGUCUCCUUGCAUUUCUCAGAUCAGUUCCCCGAAUCCAAGCAUAAGAAAGUUUUGCAGUUCACCUUCAACAUUCCGUCUUUGGAAAAACUUACCGAGAUGAAGCAUCUGAUCGCCCUGGUUCCGUACUUCAUCGACAUUAUGGGGAGGUAUAGAAUGGGAUCUGCUGCCAAGACUAAAGCGACCACAAUUCGGGAGAAAAUCAGAGCGGAGGAGUACAAGGAAGCUUGGAGACUACGGCAGGAAGUUCUUCAGAAAAAGAAAUCUGAACAGCAAACUCCCAUGUCAAGUAAAAAGGAGGAGAAAGAACGGUUAAGACAGCUUAAGAAAGCCAUGCCUAAGGUCAAGAUGUCCAGAGGCCACUGAGUUGCUGCUUGUACCUCUUCAAUCUGCGAAGUCUAUGCACCUCCAAGGCGAGAUGAGUCUUCUGCUUGUUUUGGAUCCCAACUGAUGGUGAAUGCGGAGGUUGCUCCAAAGAUUUCCAGUAUCUUAGAUGCUCUUGUUUGAAAUCAGUAACGCGCAUUUCUUUCGAAGGGAUUCUUCCAGUUGAUAGUGUUUGUGGAGAUUACGGCUUUUAGUUCAUCUAUCUUUGCAGAGGAUUGUAGAGCUAACAUAGCAGUGCAGAGUGCGUGAACCUGCGUUUAUUUUCGGUAGAUUCAGAUGGUUGGCAGAGAGGCUUUUAAUUUAUCCUCAAUUGGUUUUACAUCCCGGAUUGAUAUCUAGACCUGCUUUAAAUUAGGUCAGUUAAUCACAUUCAUGGUAUUGCAAUUCCAUGCUUGUCACGAGUAUGAUUCACCGUGUAAUAGUGCGAAGAAUUGGUUUCUGCACCCCUAAGUUGAAAGUGAACGUCGGGAGCAUGAAUUUAUUGA